AAACAAUAAGCCAAGUCAGGAAUCUAAAUAUGAAUUAAUGGCAUUAUCUUUAUCUUGAUGAAGAAUUAUAUGGUGUUUUUUGCAUCAAAAAAAGGCGAACAACCAAAAAUGCUCUGAAUAUCGCGUUUAAUUCUUUACAUUGCUUGUGUUUUGCAAUCCAAGAUGAAGGGAAAGGGUAAAACUGCAAACGACAAAGACUGUCCAUUGCAGUUUCCCGAUCUUGAACCAGUGGACCAUGUGACACAAUGCCAAAAGUACACCAAUAUUCUGUCACGCUCUGAGGAAGAUGGUAUCGGUAUUGAAGAGUUGGAUGCUAUUCAGACUGAUCUGGAAACAUUGUUAGCAGCGGCUGGUCUCAGACUUAAACAGCUGGAAAAUGAGAAACAAAUUCUUGUGAAUUGGGCAGACAAGAAAGAUAUCAAAGGGUUUAAAUCAAACAAGCCUGAUACCCCCGUCUCUGGAAAAAGAGGCAAAGUGAUUGAGGACAAACCGAACAAGAAGUUCAAGGGCUCUGAGAGUGGUAAAGGAUCUCAUCCAACACCACCUGGUCCUGGAAGACCCAAAAGUAAAAUUGCUCAGACAAAGGCCCAAGAGUUGGACUUCUCUGCAGACUCGCCUUUAGACUUGCCCCGCUUACCAAAGAAUGAUGCAGUCAAUAGGUUCUGGGCAUCAGUUGAGCCAUAUUGUGCAGACAUUACAAAUGAGGAUGUAAAAGUCCUAGAGGACAUCCUGAACACUCACGAUGAGGAGGCUGACUACUUCAGAGUUCCUCCCCUUGGAAAGCAUUAUGCUGAAAAAUGGGCAGAAGAGGAUCUCAUAGAAGAGCAGAGAGAAGGUUCUAAGAUGAAUGAAAAAAGAAGGAGCCAGUACAACAACAAUAACAAUAGCAUGAGUAAUUCCAAUGAUGCCACAACCCUACUGAAGAAGGCAGAACAGAGCAAUAUGGAGGAAUCACCAUUUGGACCGCUUACCCAGAGAUUGGUAUCGGCUCUGAUUGAGGAAAAUAUAAUGACGCCAAUGGAUGACACUAUGAAUGAGAUCACUGGAGGAAAAGAGUCCCCAGAUGAAGCUCCAGCCAUUUCACCCAGAGUGUUGGCUAAACAGCUGAAUAUUGGUAAUCCAGCUCAUUUGGAAAAGCGAAUUAGAAAGGAAUUGGAGGAACAAGGUAUUCUGGACUGUGAAGAUAAAGUGGAUGAUAACCCCGACGACGAGAUUCUGUCAGAACUCCGACAGAAACAGCAGGAGUUGAAGGCCGUCAGUAACUACGUCGUCUCUGUCACUAAAACACUGCUAGACAAGGCGAGGGAGGAAAUGAAGAAACAGGAACUGAAGAAGAAGCUCGCAACUGCAGAUGCUGAGGUUUUGGAAGCUUACAGAAAAAUCCAAGCAACCAGACAGAAAAAGAAAACUCCCACCAAGAAAGAAAGGGAUUCUGCUUGGAAAGCCAUCAAGGAAAGGGAAACCAUCAAACGUCAGAUUGAAGGGAAACUGAAGUGAAAUGUUUGUCUUUGGAGACUUUAGCGAUACAGCCAGAGAGAACGCUUAUAGAACAUUCCUUUAAUAUUCUGAUUACACCAGAAUAAAUUUCUUGGAAUGAGCGAGCAAGUCAAUAAUUUUACCAUUGACAUUUUGUAUUGAAAAGGGUUUGAAUGAGAAAGGAAACAAUGUAUUUUAUCUUCUCAUAUUGAGUAGAAUAUCGAUCAAAAUGAAACAAAUAAUAAGCUGCAAAAAUUUCAAAGAUGUACUACUGGUAACGCAUUUUCUUUGUACAUGGAUAUACAUGUAUAUGUUAAGCAAAGUAUUGAAGAAAAGUGGUCAAUGUUGUAAAUUUGUAAUACCUUGACAGAAAAAGUUAUUUCAUGCAAUUCAAAAAUUGAAAGCAGUACUAGGCACAACUCAAAUUAAUUUUUGAACAACUAUUGAAAAAUGAUGAUUUUUUAUGUAGAAAGUAUCUCUUAUUCAAUACACAUGUAAAGCUAGCAAGGUCACAUACAGGACUGGUAUAAAGUAAAAUUGAUGUCAUCAUGAAUAGUGUUCAUGUAAUGUAUAGGAGCAACAAAGUUGUGCUUUGAAGAGUGUUGUAAUGUACAUGUACAUGUAACUAUGAAAAAAAUAAAAAAAAUAAACAAAAUUUCAAUAAAA
Molecule: messenger RNA, 2142 nt
Organism: Magallana angulata
Lineage: Eukaryota; Metazoa; Mollusca; Bivalvia; Ostreida; Ostreidae
Product: transcriptional adapter 3-B-like
Exons: 9
Coding region: 163-1497 (444 amino acids)
Biological process (GO): regulation of transcription by RNA polymerase II
Cellular component (GO): SAGA complex
Molecular function (GO): transcription coactivator activity
Source: RefSeq, a predicted model, not a curated record